Molecule: messenger RNA, 549 nt
Organism: Acaulospora morrowiae
Lineage: Eukaryota; Fungi; Glomeromycota; Glomeromycetes; Diversisporales; Acaulosporaceae
Source: the annotation of a GenBank genome assembly
AUGGCACAAUUAGAACGAAUUAUCCGUCAACAUCACGAAAAUAAAAAAAUAGAAAUUCUGGGUUCGAUUGAAAAAGUCAUUCAUUUAGAAGAUAAUGAAAAUUAUGCUUUUAUCAUUAAUGAAUAUUGCAAAAGUCUUGGAUCGUUCAGUUUGGGUUUUUAUGUUCCUUAUGGUUUGCGUCUAAUUGGUUAUGAUCCUCAAAAAGAUAAAGUAAAUAUAAUUAAAAAAUUCCCCGAUAAUUCCCCUUCAACAGGAUAUCGUAGUUUAGAAGAUGCUGUACAAGAGGCCGAAAACUUUAUCGAAGUUAUUGGAAUGACAAAAAAAUUAGACUUACUUGGUUUACAAGCUGAUAGAGAUAUCGAUAUUAUUUCUUUUAAACAAGAAUUAAACAGCAAAGUAAAAGAUGUUAAUCUUUUAGUUAAUGAAAAUAAACGUCUAGUUGUAGAAUUAGUAGAAUCUAAGCAAAAAAUAAUAGAUUUAGAAAAAAAAUUAGUUGAAUACGAAGCAAAGUUGGCUGCGAGUAGUUACCAGAGUAACGAACAAAGUUAA